GACGCCCAGCGCCGCGACGCUAUGACGCCAGGGGAUCGUCGACCGCGAUCUGUCCCGCGCGCGAGCUCGCAGCAGCAGCCACAGCAGUCCGACUAUUAGCUGGUUGAGGUUUUAUGAAUGAAAAUUCCGUCCGAGCCGCGAUGCUGUGUCAUUGUUGCACCGGCAGCUGCAGUUUCCUGCCGUCGUCAGCUGAUCCAGUACCGCAUCAUCAAAGCUAGACUGAGAUAGAUAGACGUCUAUCCACGCGCCCGAGUUGUACAUACAAUACAUAUACAUACACAUACGCAUACGUACAUACAUACAUACAUACAUACAUACAUACAGAUAAUACGUAAAGAGAAGAGUCAACAUAGUGGCCAUACAAGAUGGGCAAGAAGAACAGCAAGCUCAAGCAAGACACGAUCGACCGGUUGACCACAGACACGUAUUUUACCGAGAAGGAGAUCCGGUCAUGGCACAAGGGUUUCCUCAAAGACUGUCCGGACGGGCUGCUAACGGAGCAGGGCUUCAUCAAGAUCUACAAGCAGUUCUUCCCCCACGGCGACCCCUCGAAAUUCGCCUCGCUGGUCUUUCGGGUCUUCGACGAGAAUAACGACGGGACGAUCGAGUUCGAGGAGUUCAUUAGAGCGCUGUCGGUGACGUCGAGGGGCAACCUGGACGAGAAGCUACACUGGGCCUUUCGACUCUACGAUGUCGAUAACGACGGCUUCAUCACGAGGGACGAGAUGUACAACAUUGUCGACGCGAUCUACCAGAUGGUGGGUCAGGCGCCGCAGGCCGAGGACGAAAAUACGCCCCAAAAGAGGGUCGAUAAAAUCUUCGAUCAAAUGGACAAGAAUCACGACGACAAGCUGACCCUCGAGGAAUUUCGAGAGGGUAGCAAAGCCGAUCCAAGGAUUGUACAGGCCUUAUCGCUCGGCGGCCCGCCCAUAGACGGCUGAUGACUACUUCCGCCGCUAUUCCGCCUAAUGCCAGUACUUCUUUUCGAUAAAGCCCGCCGACUCUGGCUGCUCGGCCCAAGGCCACCGCCACCCCCUAACGACUCGUCUCGCCGGAAAAUGAGAGAGAGAGAGAUACGCCAGCUAUGCAUAAUUAACGAGAAGAGCAUCUUUAUUUUCGGAGCCGCACCGCCGCCGCCACCGCCGCCGCUGCAGCCAAGGAGGAACCACUGCGGGAAGCUGUGUGUAUACUCUCGCGCUUAUCGAUCGGCGCGAGCCGCCCUCUGCUGCUACUCAUCUCUCCCUCUCGCUAUAUACACGCACACUCUCUCGCCCACCUUUUAUGCGACUCUACCCCCCUCCUCGCGCACCCGCACACCUACACACUGCACACACAACUGUACACGCCUCCGCUGCUGCUGCUGCUGCGGCAUUUAGUCUUAUUUCAGCUGUUGACCGGCGCUGCAUUCACACUACUGCGAUUACGCGCGCGCGCGCGCUCAUUCAUGUCGCUUCGACACGGCUGUGUACGCUCUAUAUGCGCGGCAAUCUCUUUCUCUCUGCUCUCCUUCCGAAGGGGUCGGAAAAGAAACUAGGAAAAUUCAGGACAAACGAGGCAAGCCAGUUAAACUUUAAUAACUGUCGUUCGCAAUAUUUCAGGAGAAAUUUAAUAAACUUUCCGUCCGUGCUUGAGCGCACGCAAACACACAUACACACGCGCGCGUACACACGAAAGCUCACAAUCGAUACCAUGCUCACUCCGCCGGAGCAUCUAUACAUACGCUUAUGUAUGAUCCUCGCGCUAUACUGCGCCGUGUACUAUUGAAAAAAAGCUCGGCUUGCGACGAAUUUUAAAUCUUCGCUCUUUCCAACUCCGUUCCUCCCCCCCAGUCCAUAUAGUAUAGUCGUGUAAUUGCUGCGCAUCCGACAAGGACGCUCGUGAAAACGAGCUUGCAUUAUCUCUUCUCUCUCGCGCCCCCGCUUUAUAGUCUGCACGCUUAUAGGCAGCUAUUCAAAUGCAUCUCCCGCGACUUAUAUAGACACACACACGCACACACACAGCUACAAAACGACUUGUUUCUUUUUUUCCGCUCGACUUAUUCUUUUCUGCUUUUCGAGGCCACACACACUUCUUCUUCUUUUCUUCUUCUCCUUUUCUUGACUUUUAAUAAAUAAUCUCUGUGUGUUAUAUGCUAUGACCGUUUUUUUUUUUCUGGCGCGCGCCACAUCGCGACUGUAAACUCGCUGAGCAAAACGAUGCGGCAGUGGUAUAAAUAAUUAUUACACACACACACACACACACAUGCCUACAAGUGCGCGCGCGUAUAGAACUACUCACGGCGUACACACUUAAUUGACUUACCCAAAGCGAGCUUCGAUCCGAUCUACUUCGAACAUAUUCAGUCAAUUUCUAUUAUAAUAUAUCGCGCGACGAAGAGCCAAUGUUAUCGCGCUUACAUAUACUCGUAUAGGCGAGUCGAGAAUGCACGUUUAUAUGCCUGUAGAAAUAUGAAAACCUCGUCUCGGUAUGUAUAGUAGAGUUCAAAAUAAGCUGCGCGCGGGCUUCGAUUCCAUCCAGAGAUUCUUGAUACAUUUUAUAGCGUUAUUAGGAAGCGCAUAUCGCAUAACAUUCUAUAAUAUUGUCGUUUUCUAUAUACUUCCCUCUCUCUGCUGUGCGCCAAUCGCGUAGGCUUUGCUUCGUCCUAUAUCAAACGUACGUUACACAUCGUUCGAGGAAAGUAUAUUGCUGAAAGCGCUACAAGUUCAUCAACAUCAUUUAUCGAGCCACAUUACGGUAUAUACGUAUUAUACACGUCUAUACUGCGCACACACGUACACCCACUACACGCACAUAAUUUAUAGUAUUACAGUCCAUUUCAAGGCGUUUUUACGAUUUAUAGAGGGCAGAAGACCUGUCUCGUAAAAUUUAUGCCGUGAAAUCCAGGGAGAUAUAUUGGAGCGCUAACACAAACACGUAUACAUGAACACGCAAAUUAACCUUGUUGAAAAUCUCUCGAGAUGUUAGGCCCGAAAUCAUUUUUUAGGAAAUAGUUUAUGUCGUUGUUGAGCAAUAUAACUUUAAUUUUUAUACUUAUAUUAUAUCGAGGAAAAUAAUUAACACCAAUUCGAUGAAAUAUACUAUAUAUAUAUACGUAUACAUAUGACUUUGGCGUUGCGUAUUUUUUCAACUUAUAGAAUUGAGCUUCUCUAUAUAAUUAAAUACAAUCAUAAUAUAAACAUAUAGUGAGCAUUGUUACCGAUAGCGGUUAUUGACAGAAAACUGAUAAUCGUACAUAAGCAUGACUAUACACGUUACGAAGCAAUUUAAUACAUGUAGGAUACUAUGAUAAACGUAUCUUAUCACAAAUGCAGAGGCUGCUUAUGUGAAUUCGCUUUUUUCUGCCCGCAAUGAGUUGAAUAAAUUUUACAAUAUAUACUUAAUACUUUUAUGCGAAAUGACGCGUAAGAAAAAUAUACGAAGAUUUUCUAUAAAGACGCACACUCUCUCGAUAACUUAAAAGACACAGCUCUUAAUUCUGCACAAAUGUUUAAUAACGAUUUUCCGAUCUAUCAGAACAAUCAUCAUUCCGAGUUUUCUUCAAAGUACUAUAUGAACGUAGGAUAGUAAAAUUGAAUGUGAAAUCCAACGCUUUAAUUAUCGAUAUUCGACUCUAAUAAUAUAUCCGAUGCAGUUGAGUACAACUGCUUUUGAUUUCGUAUAGAACGCACAUAGCUUAAUUCGUUAUACUACUACGCUAAGGAUAAUCACUUUAUAUAACUCUAAUGAUGUUAAUGAAAAGAAAUUCUCUAUAUCACAUCGUGAAAAGAAUUACAUUUUUCAAACGCUGAAUAUAGAGUGGCAAUAAUAAACAAGAUCGGAGGUUGCGCAAGUAUCACAGCGGUACGAAAAUCUAAUUAGUCCAGUUUACUCUUGAUGAGAGUAUCGAUCGUGAAAACGUUAAAAAUACAUGCGGAACCUUACUGUCGAACUAAACAAGUAGUAUAUACGAAUUCGUUUGUUUUUUUAACAUCUUAAAACGUUUCUUAUGGUUACAUGAAAGUAAAAAAUUAUAUCUGGCAAGCGGCAUUUAUCACAAUUCGUAAACCGAUGGAAUAGAUGUCGUAUCGAAACAAAAUGAACGCGUCCAAAACAUCAUUGAACAUUUAUGUUAGAUCAUUGACAGACGUAAUUUCUUAUUGUUUUUUUUUAAGUCCUGGCUGAUGACGUAAUAACGUAAGUUUUAAAUGAAAAAAAAAGUAUAUAAACAAACUGAGUGGGUGUACUGUACAUACACCUCGAUGUCAUUGUACUUUAAAUUACAUAGCGACAGAACUGAUUAUGAUAUAGCAUUAAGAGACGAUAAGUAGUCCUUUGAAAGAUAUGAAAUUCACGGUGAAAAUUUAUUUUUUGCUCGAAAGUAGACUAUGUCUUUUAUUUGUAAGAGAUAUAAAAAAAUGAACAAAAAAAUGGUUUUAAAAAAUAAAUCCUGAAUCUCCGAAAACCUACAUAAAUUGCAGCUACGUACGUACCCUAUCUCUAAUCUCUCUGACAUUCUACACGUAUCUCAAUACAAUCUAUUAAAGUUUUAACGACAAAAAGGUUGGCAAAUUUUCGGCGUGUGUUGCCAAUGAACUCGACUUGCGAUAAAGAAAUUUUCCUGUCUAUAAAGCGCAUCACCUACUGUUACAAAACUUGAACUUGAACUUGAUCUUGAACUUAAAUUAAAAGUACUUACGCCUAUAGGCAUUGGUAAAAUAACACAAACGUGUAUUAUUAUAAUAAUAAUCAACAAUAAUUCACGAUCAUUAUUUUAUAAACUUUCUGUGAUAAUUAUUAACAAUCAAUAAGUAACGGCGAAUGGUUAUAAUUAGAAAGCGAUGAAAACAUACAUAUAAUACCGACGUUGUGAUCUGGAUACUUAUAUAAUAUAUAUAUAUAUACACAUAAUAUAUAUUUAAAAAAAAUGAAAAAUGUUGCAUGCUAAUAACAGAUAAUAAAGUUUCUGAACACAAAUUAUAUUGUUAAAUGUGCUGCUGAGGAAAUUCGCGUUCCUACCAUUUGUAUAAGAAUUUGUCACAAUGGUUGUUAAUUCGUCUAAAGCUAAAAAGUAUUCGGUUACAUUGUGCACGAACGCAAUAUAUAAAUUGUACAUUGUAGGUGUAAUGCUCGAUUGAUAUACACCCAAAGCCUUGUUUCCGAUGUUAUCACGCGUUCUUGGCCGCACCUACAACUGCAGAAAAUUUUUAUUACAAGAAAAAAGAACAAAGAAACAAAAUGUAACGACGACCUGGUAAUAAACAGCUUGGAAAUUGAGCUUUUUUCGGUACAGUAUAAAGUGUUCGGAAUUCCAUGCGUCACGAUGAUGGCUGUUGCAACUGCCGUCUGUGCGACACUGGCAAUGGCAGUACAACGAUGUAUGAGCGACGAUGACAAUGAGAGAGUAUGGAAUGGAAAAGCGAACGAGAAUAAGCAAUGUCAGUGUCAGACAAUGAUGCAAUAACCUGAAGCUUUUUAAGAGCGCCAACAUGACUAAAUAAUUAUAUACACCUGACUGUAUAGGAUAGUAGAGCUGCUGCCUCUACGCGGUAAUAGACGAGCUGAAAAAAGAAGCUGAUGAGAGCAAAGCACAUCGCGAGAGAGAGAGAGAGAAAGAAAAAUGUAUAACGCUAAGCAAAGCGAGAGAUGCCCUAUCCUCGUGAAAUAAACGCCGUGUCUUGCUAGGAGAUAAUCGUUCUAGUUUGUUACGCUAAUCUGUUAAAUGUUGCGCCUUCUACGAUUGUCAGCGAUGACGAUGGGCAAAUUAAAUGAUGAAAACAAAAACAAAUUAUACCUUUGAACGUUGCUCGUUUUAAACAAAUUAUUAAGCGCAUUGUUAUUUUUUAUGGUCCCAUACAUUUUUUCUAAACUAUAUUGUAAAACACACACGGUAUGGUGACGACGUGUAUUAAUAAAAAUCAUUUUAAGCUAA
Messenger RNA from Nasonia vitripennis (jewel wasp), 5908 nucleotides. RefSeq names its product frequenin-1. Gene Ontology annotation, molecular function: calcium ion binding; calcium sensitive guanylate cyclase activator activity. Bases 366 to 941 code for a protein of 191 amino acids. Lineage: Eukaryota; Metazoa; Arthropoda; Insecta; Hymenoptera; Pteromalidae. The transcript is spliced from 7 exons. The record is from RefSeq and is a predicted model, not a curated record.